Penicillium malachiteum is the source of this 486-nucleotide messenger RNA. Its product is annotated as Major facilitator superfamily domain general substrate transporter. The record is from RefSeq and is a predicted model, not a curated record. Gene Ontology annotation, molecular function: transmembrane transporter activity. Gene Ontology annotation, biological process: transmembrane transport. The coding region runs from base 1 to 486 and encodes 161 amino acids. The transcript has 3 exons. NCBI's taxonomy places the organism in Eukaryota, Fungi, Ascomycota, Eurotiomycetes, Eurotiales, Aspergillaceae.
AUGGCUACAGAUUCUGAUUCAUCAGGCCCCAAUUCACUUCGCGAUGUCGAAAAGCUUAGUUUAAGCGACACUUCACCUGUCUCACCGGCCCCUGAGAAACAGAGGCAUAUCACUGGCUUCAGAAAAAUCGUCAAUCAAUUCAACGCCGUUGAAGACCUGCCAUGGCUCUCGGUAGGAUUUGUGAUCGGAGGCAUGGCAAUGAUUUUGCCAUUUGGAAAACCAUACGUGCUUUUCGAUGCCAAGUGGGUAUUCAUUGUCUGCACCAUCAUGUUCAUGGCAGGCUCUGCGAUUUGUGGUGGUGCACCCAAUGUCAAUGCUGAGAUUGUCGGGUGUGUCAUGGCCGGUGAAGGUGAAAAUGGCAUGUACUUUGGUCUGAUGGCAUUGAUAUCGAUGAAUACAACCACUAAAGAGCGACCAAAGUAUCUGAGUCUCAGGCAAGUCCACUUUUACCAAGCUGAUGAGCAGAUGCGAGUGCUGACAAUAUAA